Striga hermonthica is the source of this 2577-nucleotide messenger RNA. NCBI's taxonomy places the organism in Eukaryota, Viridiplantae, Streptophyta, Magnoliopsida, Lamiales, Orobanchaceae. The record is from the annotation of a GenBank genome assembly.
AUGAGGAAUGAUAGCCAAAGAAGUGGAGACGGUGGAUCACUUGUGCCAAUCCCGGGUAGGGGUAAUAAUGGGAUUAUCCCGAGCUCGUUUAAGGCUCUUUCCAGCUACGUGAAGAUUGUUUCGUCAGGUGCAUCGACUGUGGCCUCUACCGUAAGGUCUGCUGCAUCUGCUGCCUCUGCUGUUGUGGAGAAGGAUGUUGAGACUAACCAUUAUCAGGUCUCUUGGGCUGGAUUUGACGUAUUAGAACUUGAAAGAGGUAUCACAAGGCAGGUUCUCUUGCUGGGGUUCAGCUACGGAUUUCAGGUCUGGGAUGUUGAAGUAGUAGACAAUGUGCAUAACCUUGUCUCCAGGAACGAUGGUCCGGUUUCAUUUCUGCAGAUGUUACCAAAACCCUUGUCCCCGAAUAAAAUUGGGGAUAGGUUUGCAGAAAGUCGCCCGUUGCUGAUUGUUUGUGCUGAUGGAUCCUUUUCUGGGGAUAUUAAUAAUCAGGAGGGGUCAGUUGUUCCUAGUAAUGAAUCCACCAAACACUGCAAUGAAUCGGUUAAGGGAAGUUACGUGCCUACUGUAGUUUGGUUUUACUCCUUGAGAUCUCAAUCCUAUGUACAUCUUUUGAGAUUCAGAUCAAUUGUUCACUUAGUGCGAUGCAGUCCCCGUGUUGUUGCUGUCUUGCAAUCGGCUCAGAUACACUGUCUCAAUGCGGCUACGCUUGAGAAAGAGUACACAAUUCUUAUAAAUCCAAUAACGCCAGGGUGUUUUGGAUUUGGGAAUAUAGGUGUGGGGCCCCUUGCUGUGGGCCCACGUUGGAUGGCUUACAGUGGGAGUCCGGUCGCAUUUUCUAAUUCCCGCUCCGUUGCUCCACAGCAUCUUGCUCCUUCUAGUUUCCCCGGUCAUGCUUCAAAUGGAAGCCUCGUUGCACAUUAUGCAAGAGAGUCGAGCAAGCAUCUUGCUGCUGGUAUUGUGUCUUUAGGGGACAUGGGGUUUAAGAAGCUCUCGAGGUACUAUUCUGAGCUGGUACCUGACGGCAACAAUUGUCAUCCGGGGGCUGUUCGUGUGAAGAUGAAUGGCGUUGCAAAUGGACAUUCUCAAGAAGCUGACAAUGUUGGGAUGGUUAUUGUCAGAGACAUUGUCAGCAAAACUGUGGUUGCGCAAUUUAGGGCGCAUAAAAGCUCUAUUCAGUCAUUGCGUUUCGAUCCCAGUGGCACUCUUUUAGUGACAGCUUCUGUUCAGGGCCACAACAUAAAUGUCUUCAGGGUAAUGCCUGGUUCAUCUGAGGCUGGAGCAUCUUAUUCCCAUCUGUAUAGGCUGCAACGUGGUUUCACUAAUGCUGUUAUACAGGAUAUAAGUUUUAGCAGCAAUAGCCGCUGGAUAAUUAUCAGCUCCUCUAGGGGCACAAGUCAUCUUUUUGCUAUUUCCCCGUCAGGGGGAUCUGUCAGUUUUCAGUUGGAUGCUUCACGAGUCAGAUUACAAGUUAUCAUCCAGCAGACUAUCUGUUCUUCUGGCCCUCCGCUGACCCUUUCUGCCGUUAGCCGGAUUAGGAGUGGAAGUACCAAUGGUUGGAUAAACACAGUAAGUGAUGCUGCUUCUGCUGCGACUGGGAGGCCGAGUUCUCUCUCUGGGGCCAUUGCUUCAGCUUUUCGUGAGGGUCAAAUUUAUGAUACUCAUGGUGACUUGAAUUCCGUGAAGAAAAACUAUUACCUUCUUGUUUUCUCUCAAUCUGGAUGUGUAAUGCAGUAUGCCAUACGUUUUCCGUCUGCUUACAUUGAUCAGGGAAUAAAUCCCAAUCACGACCCGGAUCUUGAUCAUGAUGCGCGGUUGAUGGUUGAGGCAAUGCAGAAGUGGAAUAUCUGUCAGAAGCAAAACUGGAAGGAGCAAGGAGACAGUAUGGAGGCUAAUAAUGGAGCUAAUGUGAAAUUAGGUAUGAGUAAGAUAUAUCCUGAAAAUAUGAAAUCAACAGAUAAUAAUGUGUUCCCUGAUGUUUUUGGGGUGGCUGUGAAAGAAAAGAUGAGUAGUGAAGAAAAGCACCAUCAUAUGUAUAUCUCUGAGGCAGAGCUUCAGAUGCAUCAAAACAAGAACCUGCUGUGGGCAAGACCUGAGAUAUAUUUCCAGACAAUGGUAGCUGAUGGGUCGGAGAUAAAUGACAAAUGUGGUGGAGAGAUUGAGAUUGAAAGAGUCCCCACCCGCAUGCUUGAAGCAAGGUCAAAAGACUUGGUUCCCAUUUUUGAUUAUCUUCAGAGCCCCAAGUUUCUACAAGGAAGGUUUUCAGUCAUAAAUGACGACAACAGUGGGAAAUUUCAGCCUCUGGGGUCUGAUGUAUCUGAUGGUGGCUCUCUUGACUCGGUAGCCAAUGGUGGCCUCAUCGAGAAUGAAAUGGACAAUGAUGAAAAUGGGCAAAAUGGAUGGUUCUUCGAAACCAACGCGGCCGUUGUAGAUACUAAUGAUACUCUCCCAAUAGCGAACACUGAGCUUAAGACUGUAAAUACUAACGACAGUUUUACGGUUGGGGGCCAAGUUAGUUUUGUAAAUAAUAGAGAUGGCCUGGGCAUGGAGAAUCAUUUUGGAGAGAGUGACAAAGUCUGA